UACUCCACUCUUCUUCUCAUAACAUAAAAACUCAGUUUUAAAAUCUCUUCUUCUAAAGCACUAGCUUAAACUCUGGAAAGCGCUUAUUUUCUCAAAUCAAUUACACACAGAAGAAAAUAAACUUUCCAUACUUGUAACAAUGGCUCGCUCUUUCGCUAACGUUAAGGUUGUCUCUACUAUCCUCCUCGACGGUUUUUCCAACACUCUUACAAGACGAGGUUACUCUGCCGCAACAGAAAGUGCAACGAGGGGAGUGGUUGGGGCAAUUGGCAACAAGAUGGGAGGCACAAAGUUAGGAGAAGAGAAAGGAGCUUCUACUUAUAAGGUUUCAUGGGUUCCAGAUCCUGUCACUGGUUACUACAAACCUGAGAACAUUAAGGAUGUCGAUGUUGCUGAUUUAAGAGCUAAGCUGCUUCGCAAAGAACUCAACAAAUAAUUUUUCAAGUUUUUUAUUCAUUCAGAGUUGGAUCUAAUGAGCUUUACGGAUAGAUUUUAGAUGGCUUAUUAUAGCCUUAAUUAAGUGAUUCUGUUAAUUGCGAAGAUCUUGCUCUGUUAAUUUUUUUGUGUCAAUUUAUAGUAAUAUAUUUGCAGUUAA
Molecule: messenger RNA, 595 nt
Organism: Vicia villosa (hairy vetch)
Lineage: Eukaryota; Viridiplantae; Streptophyta; Magnoliopsida; Fabales; Fabaceae
Product: indole-3-acetic acid-induced protein ARG2-like
Exons: 2
Coding region: 140-436 (98 amino acids)
Biological process (GO): response to stress
Cellular component (GO): mitochondrion
Source: RefSeq, a predicted model, not a curated record